Messenger RNA from Cajanus cajan (pigeon pea), 3093 nucleotides. RefSeq names its product BEL1-like homeodomain protein 1. The record is from RefSeq and is a predicted model, not a curated record. Gene Ontology annotation, biological process: regulation of DNA-templated transcription. Gene Ontology annotation, molecular function: DNA binding. NCBI's taxonomy places the organism in Eukaryota, Viridiplantae, Streptophyta, Magnoliopsida, Fabales, Fabaceae.
UCUAACAUGAAUCACUCAUCACUCAUCCACCAGCUGUCUUUUGGAAAUAUCAGAAAUUUAUAUAGAAAAAAAUUUCACUGGGAGGAAAUGCAGAGAAUACUGAGACAGAAGAGGCAGCAAGCAAAGCAAAGUAGCAAACUCUCCCAACCCAAUCCCCUUUGAAAGCAAAAGGGUGGCUAGCUUUUGCUCCCCAUGCCCCGCGAUGAUGGACACUUUGUCUAGCUCGACAGCACCCUUUUAGCUACCACUCUUCUUCCCUCUUCCUCUUCCUCUUCCUCUUCCUCCUCUCACCUUCUUCCUCUUCCUUUAUCAAUCAUUUAUAUCCAAUCCUACCACACAAUCAAAUUUGGUUCGUUUUAUUUCUCCAUUUCGCAGCCCUGACAUAAUAGAUUAGAUUAGAUAGAUUAUAGAUACAUGCCCCCUUUGUUACCAUCUUUAAUUUUCUACCUUUUUUUUAUUCAUUUUUCUUCCCUAUAAGAUCUUGUGUGAGUGUAUUUUAUAUCUUUUUAAUCUCCUCAACAACUCCCUCCCCAAAUUAUAAAGAUUUACCUCUUUCUCUUUCUAGCUUGGCGGUGUUCAUGUCCCAUGAUCUGGCGCAUGUGAAAGCUCCAAAUUAAGGUGCUCACUGUUGAGAUCAAGACACGCAGAAAAGAAAAGAGAAGCAGGUUUUUCCCGUACGGAUACAAAAAGAAGAGAUUUUGUUUUUGACAGACAUGGCGACGUACUUUCAUGGCAGCACUUCAGAAAUCCCGUCCUCCGCUGAAGGGUUGCAGACACUUUACCUUAUGAAUCCAAACUACGUACCCUACACUGACGCGUCGCAACACCCAACGCAAAACAUGCUCCUCGUCAAUUCCAACACUAGUAACACUCCCACCAACGCGCUCAACCUCGCUAACUUCUCCCACGCGCCGCCGCCACAAUCUCCCAACAACCACCGUGAGCACCACCACCACCUAAUUGGGGUUACCAUUCCCUCGUCAAGCAUCCUCGGAUCAAACUCCGACCCCGCUCGGCCCUUGUGCUUAGGACAACAUGAGUUAUCCGGUGGAUUCCAUGGUGCUGCCGCCGCCGUUUCAACGGCGGCAACAUCUCGUGCUCAUCAUAACUUAUGGAGUUCCAUGUUCGAUCAAUCUGCAUCGAAUAUAAUGUCAGCCACAGAAAACAUCCCAUCCAAUAUGGGAUGUGUGACAUCUGUCGCCGCCAUUUCGACGCAGAUUGGUUUUCAUAGGCCUAAUCAGUUAUCACUGAGCCUCUCUUCACAACAAACACCUUAUAGGUCUCUCUCCGGGGAGGUUCAUGCCGUGUCUCCGGCGAGCCGCGGCGGCGACGAUGUGCAUAGUGUUGUUUUGGGUUCAAAGUAUUUGAAAUCCACGCAGGAGCUUCUUGAUGAAGUUGUGAAUGUGGGUAAGGGAAUCUCCAAAGGGGAGGAAUCUAUGGAAGGGGCUAAGAAAGAGAAGAUGAAGGGGAAUAUUGAAUCCACUUCUGGGGUUGGUGAUGGUUCGAGCUGUGGAGGAGAGAAUAAUAGUGGAGGCAAACAAGGAGGUGAACUCAGCACGGCACAGAGACAAGAGCUUCAGAUGAAGAAGUCCAAGCUUGUGAGCAUGCUCGAUGAGGUGGAGCAAAGGUACCGACAGUAUCACCACCAAAUGCAAGUUGUGAUAACAUCAUUUGAGCAAGCAGCGGGAGUAGGGGCUGCAAAGUCUUACACAGCCCUUGCCUUGAAGACAAUCUCAAAGCAAUUUCGGUGUCUGAAAGAUGCAAUCUCAUCACAAAUCAAGACAACGAGCAAGAACAUAGGUGAAGAUGACUGCUUAGGAGUUAAGGUAGAAGGUUCGAGGCUUAGGUACGUUGAUCAUCAUCUACGACAACAACAUGCAUUGCAGCAGCUAGGAAUGAUCCAACACAAUGCUUGGAGACCCCAAAGAGGCUUGCCUGAACGCGCUGUUUCCGUUCUUCGUGCUUGGCUUUUUGAGCAUUUCUUGCACCCCUAUCCUAAGGACUCUGAUAAGGUUAUGCUUGCAAAACAAACUGGACUUACUCGGAGCCAGGUGUCUAAUUGGUUCAUAAAUGCCCGAGUUCGGCUAUGGAAACCAAUGGUUGAAGAAAUGUACAUGGAAGAGGUGAAGCAAGAGCAGAAUAAUGGGUCUCAGGAUAACAACACAAACAGAUCAAAAGAAUCAGAAGCUAAUGCUGCACAAGAAUCAAGUGCCAUGAGACUUGACCAGAAUAAUAUUCACCAAUCAAACAAGGCAGAAAGCUUCAACAACCAAACCACUUCCCCAACAGAGAUCUCCAAUUCCAACAUGCAAAGUCCAAACAAGCCUAGAAGCACUUCCGAAAUGCAGAACUCUCCAGGUAGCAUCGUGGACAUGGAAAUGAAGCCUCAUCAUGGAGAGACAAACACUAGAGAAGGAAACACAAAGUUGUUUGGCAUUGAAAACCAUCAUUUUGGAGCAUUUGGUAUGGAAGACAUUGGAAGGUUUCAUCAUGUCACUGAGCAACAACUGACUCCUAGGUUUCACGGAAACGGAGUUUCCCUCACUCUAGGACUUCCACACAGUGAGAACCUUUCUCUCUCAGGAACUCAGCAUGGAUUCCUCUCACAGAAUAUGCACUUGGGAAUGAGAACCAAUGAAAAUGAGUUUUGUGGUGCCAUCAACACUCCUCCUUCUUCUCAUUCAGGCACAAGUUAUGAGAGCAUUGACAUUCAAAACAGAAAGAGUCUACAAAACACAAUAAUGCAGUUCAGAGUGUUUCAACACACUAACUUAGCAGAAGAAUAGCAACGGAAAGAAAAAAGGAAAGGAAAAAAAUGGAGCACUGCUUGUGUUACGUGCAUGUUUGGCAUGGGAGGGGAAAUAACUUGCUCCAUGUAUAAAGAUGGAAACUGCUAUAAGAUUAUAUGAACUUUCAGGGAAUUAAUUCGGUUUUACAUGUUCUGAAUUAGUUUGAUUAAAUGAUUCAAGUUGAGUUGGGGAAGGUAUAUUGUAUAUGGUAUUGGAAAGUAGUUAGGUACAUAAAGGAAUUGAAUGAUUUGUUUGGAUAGAUCAUAUAUAUAUAUAUAUAUUGGAGUUAUGGCUUACUUUGUAA